Messenger RNA from Cyprinodon tularosa, 897 nucleotides. It is a transcript of the gene pih1d1, whose product is annotated as PIH1 domain containing 1. The transcript has 9 exons. Gene Ontology annotation, biological process: rRNA processing; box C/D snoRNP assembly. Lineage: Eukaryota; Metazoa; Chordata; Actinopteri; Cyprinodontiformes; Cyprinodontidae. The record is from RefSeq and is a predicted model, not a curated record. Gene Ontology annotation, cellular component: R2TP complex; cytoplasm; ribonucleoprotein complex. The annotation marks the transcript as partial.
AUAAAAGUUUGCCCUUUGUUUUAAUAUCUCCCCAACUGUUAUUUAUGCAGACGAUGGGAAAUCUGCCGACUGAAACUCAAGAAUCUAAACUUAUCCGGCCUCAACCAGGUAUCUGUGUGAAGACAUCCUCUGAGCCAGGAAAGGAGAAAGUUUUCAUAAAUAUCUGCCAGUCAAACUCUGUCCCAUGCCCGCCCGAACUCUCCAGAGAGGAACUUGUACAGCUGCUCCAAUCAGAGGAUCCCAGCGGCUACAGAGUUCCUAUGAGCCUCGGGGAGCCGCACACAGAAGUUGACAACAACUCUCAGGGAUGCACAGCUUAUGAUGUCGUUGUCAACCACAACUUCUUCCAGAAGUGUCAGAAGGAUCCUUUGUUCCAGCAGUUUGUUAUCCUGGUUUGUGCGGAGGGAUUGGAAAAUAAGUACAGUCUAGAACUCAACAGAGACUGGAAAGUUCUAAAAAACAGGAAAUUUCUUGGAUCUCUCAGUGAGCAGAACAUCCGGACAAAGAGCAGGCCGGUGAUCCAAGAACUGUUGCCACAGAAAGACUCUACAGCAUGUGCUAAAAGACCAGAAUUCUCACUGUUUGUGGAACCUCCCACUGGAACCCCAGAGUACCUCAUCGCAGAGAUAAAACUCCCUGGAGUGUCAUCAUCACGCUCUCUGGUUCUUGAUAUUGGAGAGGACCGGCUGGUGCUAACAGCUCGGCCAUCGCUCUACAACCUCGACAUCUUCCACCCUUUCUUCAUUGACCAGGAAAAUAGUGUGGCGCAGUACAAUAACAGCACUCAGAUUCUCACCGUCACUAUGCCUGUGGUCUCACCAGCUUCAUGAAGCUACUGAAGAACCUAUUUGUUUUUGUCAUAAAUUUGAGAAAUAAACUUGCUGUUGUUAAAAUCUU